Messenger RNA from Verticillium dahliae VdLs.17, 3882 nucleotides. RefSeq names its product beta-galactosidase. Gene Ontology annotation, biological process: lactose catabolic process. Gene Ontology annotation, cellular component: beta-galactosidase complex. The transcript has 4 exons. Gene Ontology annotation, molecular function: beta-galactosidase activity; carbohydrate binding. Bases 1 to 3882 code for a protein of 1293 amino acids. NCBI's taxonomy places the organism in Eukaryota, Fungi, Ascomycota, Sordariomycetes, Glomerellales, Plectosphaerellaceae. The record is from RefSeq and is a predicted model, not a curated record.
AUGGCCGGCUCAUGGGCGAAAGCUCCGGGUACAAGCGACAAGCGCUGGCUUCGGAUUCGUGCGUGCCCAACAAAGAAGGGAUCUGCCGGCGCCAAGUCGAGAAUGGCAGAUUCUCAGGGGGUCAAUGGGGCGGAUAUGGAGCCAUCAGAUGGUGCGGGUCGAAGGGUGGGCGCAGGCUUGGAGGUUCUUGGGAAAUGGUCGAUCAGCAAGUUUUGGGAACGUAACACUGACUCCGAGUCUGCUUUUGAACCACCUCGGUGCGAGGGUGACGAUCAUCUCACUUCUGGAGAUGCCCAGAGGCCCCAGCACGAGAGAGGGGGUCAUGCUAUAGUCGCCUCGUUGGUGGGAGUUCGUGAGCGUGAUGUUGAUGAUCAAGAGGAGAAAACCUUGGCCUUCCACAAGGACUCGAAGGGAAGCCCGAGAUGGAAGGACCAGACAGGGCAGGGACCAGGGCAUCACCUUCCGGGCUACCUCACUUCUGAGUCGUCAGCCGUUUCGCCCAGAGUGAAGUGGAGCCUUCCGGGCGGCGAUGCGUUAUGCCAUUACACCCGACGGCCCGUGUCGUACAUCCGCAGGUGUCAUCUCAGCUGCGCAGAACCCUUGCGCCUCUUCGCGAAUCUCGAUCAAGCGUCAACCAUGUCAAUCCAGCAUGGCGCCGAACCGACCAUCGACGAAGACGCCGUCCUGCAUUUUGACGUCCAAGUGAGAGCCAAUACACCAAGCAGCCAGAGCAGUGCUUCAAGUGAAGUCCGAGACGAGAGCUUGGCUCCUCCCGCUUUCAGCCGACCUGGACACCAUCUCCCCGUUGCAACCCCUGACUGGAAUAACCUCAAGGUUCUCCACCAUAAUACCCUGCCCCCACGGAGCACCUUCUUCACCUAUCCGAACGAGAAGGACGCCCUGACGUGGGAUGUCAGCAAGGCCAAGGCCAUCUGCCUGUCAGGAACCUGGAAGUUUCACCUGUCAACCUCACCCUUCGAUGGCCCGCGCAACUUCUGGGAGGCUGGUUACGACCAUGACGCUGCCGAGCAUCAGUGGAGUGACAUUGCCGUCCCUGGCAUGUGGCAGUGCCAGGGCUUUGGGAAAGGUCCCCAGUACACCAACUACAACUUUCCCUUCCCUGUGGACCCGCCAAACGUCUCCUACACCGAUAACGAGUGCGGCAGGCACCUGACGACCUUCAAGGUUCCUCAUUCCUUCAAAAAUCAUCAGCUGCGGUUGAGGUUUGAGGGCGUCGACUCUGCCUUUACCGUUUGGGUCAACGGCCACAAGGUCGGCUACUCACAAGGAUCGCGUAAUCCCAGCGAGUUCGACAUUUCCAGAAUCGUCACGGCUGGGCGCUCCGCCACUCUUGCCGUUGAGGUCUACCAGCGCUGUGACGGCACCUACAUUGAGGACCAGGACCAGUGGUGGCUCAGUGGCAUCUUUAGAGACGUCUACCUGCAUGCCUUUGAGCGCUUCAGUCCGCACGACAUCCACAUCCAGACGCUCCUGGAUGACGACUACAAGAAUGCCGUCCUCAAAGUUGGCGUCACUACGAGCGAGUUCACCUUUGUCUCGUUGAGGCUACUCGACGCCGACGGCGAGCCAGUGUUCGGGGAAACCCACCAUGGCGCGACCCUGGCGCAGGGCACCACCGACCUCACGUUUGAAUUACCUGUCAAGAACCCACACAAAUGGACGGCCGAGACACCAUAUCUAUACACGCUCUUGCUCGGCUUCCCUGGCUGCGUCAUCCCGCAGCGUGUCGGCUUCCGCAGAACUGAACUCGUCGAUGGCGUCUUUUGCGUCAACGGCGAACCAAUCAAGCUCAGGGGCGUCAACCGUCACGAGCAUCACCCCGACUCCGGACGGGCUGUGCCGUAUGAGUUCCUCAAGCGCGACCUCUUGCAGAUGAAGGAGUACAACAUUAAUGCCAUUCGUACGUCACAUUACAUUAAUGACCCCAGGCUGUAUGAUCUGGCCGAUCAGUUGGGAUUGUGGAUCCUCAACGAAGCGGACCUUGAAUGCCACGGCUUUGCAUCAGUCGGCGGCGACGCGUCCAAGUUUACGUCUGAUAACCCUGACUGGAAGGAGGCCUACGUCGACAGGGCGCGUCAGAUGGUGCUGCGCGACAAGAACCACGCGUGCGUGAUCAUCUGGUCGCUAGGGAACGAGGCGUUCUACGGACGGAACCAUCAGGCCAUGUAUGACUUCAUCAAGAGCGUUGACACGACGCGCCUUGUCCAUUACGAAGCGGACUACGGAGCGCGGACGGUAGACAUUUACAGCAGGAUGUACUCCUCGGUCGAGAGCGUCAUCAAUGCGGCGAGAGACAAGGACUGGGAGAAGCCCUUGGUUUUGUGCGAGUACAUCCAUGCCAUGGGCAACGGGCCAGGAGCCAUCCGGGAGUACGUCGAGGCGUUCUAUCGGUACCCUAGGCUCAUGGGAGGAUUCGUCUGGGAGUGGGCCAAUCAUGGCCUGCGCACGAAGACGAAAGAUGGCGAAGAGUACAUGGCGUAUGGCGGUGACUUUGGAGACAACCCCAACGACAAGAACUUUGUCAUGGACGGGCUGUGUUUCUCAGAUCAUACGCCGACUCCGGGUCUCGUCGAAUACAAGAAGGCCAUCGAGCCUGUACAGGUACUGGGACUCGACGGCGACGAGGUGACCGUGAUCAACCGAUACGAUUUUCUCACGUUGGAUCAUUUAACGUGCCACGCCCACUUUCUCACCGAGGAUCGCCGCUUUGCAGAGAUCUCGAUUUCCAUUCCGAAAGGCGUUAAACCACACACAAAGGCCAAGAUUAAGAUUCCCCGCCCAAGUGACUUGGAAGUCGUUGCAGGAAAAGAAGCCUUCUUGAACUUGAGGUUCAGCUUGAAGGUGUCCACAUCCUGGGCACCUGCUGGCCACGAGGUUGCAUGGGGCGACAUCCAAAUUGGCCAGCCAGACAGCCUGACGGCGAGCCUGCAGCAUCUGAGCAUAGAACCAAACACUACUCCUCUCCCCACGAUAACGCAAGAGUCUUCCAAUUUUCUAUCGAUCACCUCAAGCAGCGGCUUGAAAACGUGGGGGUUCGACCUCCACGAGGGCACGCUGACGAGCGUCACGCGCGGCGACCAGCCCAAGCUCAACCUGCUCACCUCCCCCAUCACGCUCGACUUCUACCGCGCCCUCACCGACAACGACCGCGGCGGCCGCUUCGGCUGGGAGUGGCGAGACCGCCGCCUCCACCAGACCCAAGCCCAUGUGCGCAGCGCCGAGUGGCGCGAGACAAAGCACAGCCUCGAAGUGACGGUCCACGCGCGCAUCGCGCCCCCCGUGCUCGCGUGGGGCGUCGACACGGCGACGACCUUUUCCUUCCGCGGCGAGGCGUGCCACAUCACGAUCAAGGGCACGCCGCGGGGGCUGCGUCUGCCGGGCACCUUUGCGCGCAUCGGCCUGACGCUCGGCCUCGCCGGCGUCGACGAGGUCGAGUGGUUCGGCCGCGGCCCGGGCGAGAGCUACCGCGACAAGAAGAUGAGCCAGCGGUUCGGCACGUGGCGACGCGGCGUCGACGCCCUCUUCAUCGACUAUGAGUUUCCCCAGGACGGCGGCAACAGGACGGACGUCCGGUGGGUCAAGUUCAAGCAGCUGCUCAGCGGCGGCGGCGAUCCUGGCACGCUGCUCACGGCGCGGUUCGGCGACCUCGAGGGCGCCUCGUUCUCGGCCAUGCACUACACGACGGCGGACCUGGACGAGUGCCAGCACCCGUAUGAGCUGCACAAGCGGCGGCGGGACGACACGAUUGUGAGGCUCGACUGGGCGCAUCACGGGCUGGGGACGGGGUCGUGCGGGCCGGCGACGCUGCCGCAGUACGAGCUGAGGUCGGAGGGCUUUUCGUACGAGUUGCUGCUUGAGUAG